Messenger RNA from Chenopodium quinoa (quinoa), 1041 nucleotides. Its product is annotated as protein MAINTENANCE OF MERISTEMS-like. The record is from RefSeq and is a predicted model, not a curated record. Gene Ontology annotation, biological process: meristem development; meristem maintenance. The transcript is spliced from 2 exons. The coding region runs from base 1 to 1041 and encodes 346 amino acids. NCBI's taxonomy places the organism in Eukaryota, Viridiplantae, Streptophyta, Magnoliopsida, Caryophyllales, Amaranthaceae.
AUGGAUAUGACUGCGGAAGAGUUGAAUGAGAAGUGCGGUACUAAAACCAAUUGGCAGGUUAGUUGGGUGCUGACUGAGAGGAUUUUUGGUACGACUUUGGAGGCACAGCGGCCCUUCAGUGUCCAUUAUACUACAUAUAUGUGGUUAAUACUAGGAGGAUCACUGUUUUUAGACAAGAGUGGUAACCGCACUCAUCCUUCCUUCCUCCACGAGCUUGAUAUUAAUGAUGUACCAAUUAAUGAGUACUCUUGGGGCUCAGCUACUCUAGCCUACCUGUAUUGGAAGUUGAGUACGACAUCACGAAAAGAUGUUGAUUCAAUCGCUGGUUGUCUCACACUUCUGCAAGCGUGGAUUUACGAGUACUUUCUGUGCUUUCGGCCUCAUCAGGGUACCUUGACGGAGGAGCUUAAUAUCCCUCGUGCGUCUGCUUGGGAUGUUGGGUCGAGAUGCCCUAACAAGAGCAUGAAGCGCCUCUUAGCUUUUCGUGCUAGACUGGAUAAGCUGAUUGAUCGUGAGGUUAACUGGCCCCCGUACGGAGUUGAUCCUGCACAACACGUGCCACCCACUUUAUUUACAGGGUGCAUCCAGUACCGUAGCAUCAUUGAGCCGUACAUGCCUAAUCGAGUAGUUCGACAACUUGGAUUCGUGCAGGACAUUCCAAAGAGCAUUAUCACGCCUGAGAAGGCCAAGAGACCGACCAACUUGAAGACGUUUCGAGUAGAAUUUCUGACCGAGAUGACAUCUGUGAUGUGGACUAGGUUUGUCCCUGGUUCGCCUUUAAGUGUAGUUUUAGGCACCCACACCAGACUUGGUCGUCGAGCUCCUAUGGUCGCUCCUGGUUACAUGAAGUGGUUGUAUAGAUUUUCUCACCCUCGUGUAUCUCCUGGGGGUUCAUCAGCUGGGAGUAGCAAUCUACCUGAGAGGACUAACACGGAUUAUUGGAUGAAUCGGUCCAUGGAGAUUCACCAAAGAGCACUGGAUGAGUAUCCCAACAUGUCGCCUGAAACAAGGGCAAUGACUAAGCAGCUAGUAAUUGACUGA